GUCUGGUGCCACCGCCAUCACUGGCACGAAGGUCGCAGAAGGAUGCUCAAACGGGCGGUCGUCUUAGGCGGCGUCAUGGCCGUUGGCGUCGCUGCCGUGCCGUUCGUGCGCCAUGCCAUGUCUCGUUUCAAGCCAGCCGUGACCAAUGCUCUGACUGCUGGGACGAGCGCCGAAGCUCCGCCGAGCCGUCGUGUCGCGGUCGUCUUGAGUGGGUCUGGCGUCUACGACGGCAGCGAGAUCCAAGAAGCUGUCAGUGCCUUGAUUCACUUGAGCAAGGCCAAUGCUGACGUGCGCGUGUUUGCACCGAAUAUGGACCAGUACCAUGUGAUCAACCAUCUCACGGGCGACGUGAUGACCGAGGAAUCGCGCAACGUACUCGUCGAGGCAGCUCGCAUUGCACGUGGCAAGGUGGAGAAGCUGGACCUCUUGGACGUGAACCAGUUCGACGCCGUUGUAGUCCCCGGUGGUUUUGGGGUAGCCAAGAACUUGAGCUCGUUCGCGUUUGACGGCGAAAACAUGCAAGUGCAACCACAGGUCGCCACCACCUUGACGGCGUUCCAUGCCGCCAAGAAACCCAUCGGAUUGAUUUGCAUUGCACCCGUCCUUGGCGGCAAGCUCUUUCCAGGCGCCGAACUGACGAUGGGGCGCCGAAGUGGCGCCAAGUGGUCGUCGGGACCAGACGCGGCCAGCGCUGUCGAGUCGUGGGGGGGCAAGAUCGUCGAAAAAGACUUCGACCAGGUGCACGUGGACACAACCAACAAGAUCGUAUCUGCGCCAGCGUACAUGUACGACCACGCCACGCCGUCAACUGCCUUCGACAACGUCGGCCAAGUCAUUGACGCCGUCGUUCGAAUGAAGUAGGCACAUACAAGUAAUCCAUAGCACGUGCGUGAAAUUACAGGGCAGAUUGGUCCGUCAAGCAAAGAAAGCGAGCGCAGCAUGCAACACCUCGCUUGUGUUUGCUGCGAUCGACGCAGGAUGCCUAAGGUAGAAAAAACUCGAUCCUCAUGAGCCACUCAAAAGCGCAAAGACAGUGGUAUUGUACA
Messenger RNA from Aphanomyces invadans, 1046 nucleotides. RefSeq lists its product as hypothetical. The record is from RefSeq and is a predicted model, not a curated record. The transcript has a single exon. NCBI's taxonomy places the organism in Eukaryota, Oomycota, Saprolegniomycetes, Saprolegniales, Verrucalvaceae. The coding region runs from base 43 to 861 and encodes 272 amino acids.